This is a messenger RNA of Dentiscutata heterogama, 156 nucleotides long. The record is from the annotation of a GenBank genome assembly. Lineage: Eukaryota; Fungi; Glomeromycota; Glomeromycetes; Diversisporales; Gigasporaceae.
AUGGACCUCCAAGACAUGUGGGCGAUGUGGGUGGGUGAGCUAGAAAUUGGGUGGAAGGAAGAAAUUCGUUUGCGUUUCAUGGAAUCACAUGAUCUGCCGUAUUGUAUGUUAAUGUUGGGUUUAAUUUUAAGAGUCGUUGGUGUUGAUAUUGGUUAG